Messenger RNA from Branchiostoma belcheri (Belcher's lancelet), 1383 nucleotides. Its product is annotated as U6 snRNA-associated Sm-like protein LSm1. Gene Ontology annotation, cellular component: Lsm1-7-Pat1 complex; P-body. Lineage: Eukaryota; Metazoa; Chordata; Leptocardii; Amphioxiformes; Branchiostomatidae. Gene Ontology annotation, biological process: deadenylation-dependent decapping of nuclear-transcribed mRNA. The transcript has 4 exons. The record is from RefSeq and is a predicted model, not a curated record. The coding region runs from base 113 to 520 and encodes 135 amino acids. Gene Ontology annotation, molecular function: RNA cap binding.
CAAUAUAAUGGAAUGUUCUUAAGGUCAAAAAGCAUGGCCCAGGACAAGGGAUAGAUAGAGUCGAGAAAACCACUUCUUGUGUCUGUGCCCAGAAGUACAUACUUCAGUAACCAUGACGAUGAACUACAUGCCUGGGACAGCCAGCCUCAUAGAAGAAAUUGAUAAGAAACUGUUGGUUGUGCUCAGGGAUGGACGAACUCUCAUCGGCUACCUACGGAGUAUAGACCAGUUUGCAAACCUGGUGUUGCACAAGACAAUAGAACGUAUCCAUGUUGGGAAGCAGUACGGAGACAUUCCACGGGGAAUCUUUGUGGUGCGAGGAGAGAAUGUCGUCUUGCUGGGGGAGAUAGAUGUGGACAAUGAGAACAAACUGCCACUUCAGCAGGUUUCCAUCGAUGAGAUUCUGGAAGCUCAGCGGACAGAGCAGCUGGCCAAGCAAGAGGAGGAGAAGGCGAAGGUCAAGGCCAUGAGGGAGCGAGGACUGCAGCCUCAACCCUCAGGCAUGCAGGAGGAGUUCUAGACACCACCAUAGCCUCAAUGCUCAGGCAUGCAGGAGUUCUGGACAUCACCAUAGCUGCUAUAGCCUGGGGUCCUGGCUUAUAUGUCUGCUUCUUAACAGUUCCUUCCAUUUGGAAGGGGACCUGAACUUUCCAAGGCUAUGGAUGCUAAUGAAACAAACGUGUCCUUAUUUUUGUUAUCAUUUUGUUAGUUUUGGUUUGGAAUUCUUUGGACAAAAAUAACCAGAAGAGUACAUUAUUACUUAGUACCACCACAGAUGUAAAGGGACAGUAUAGCACGUUUCUUAGGGUGGGCUCCACUGGGAUAUACAACUGUAGCAUACAGGAGCUCCAUUUGUCACCAUGGAUUACGAUGGAAGACAAAACAUCCUUUUUCUUUUUUGUAUCAACUAAACGUGGUUUAUUUGGGAUUUGUUAACCGAACACCGUAUUUUUUGAGUUGUUGGGAAAUUGUCAAUAUCAAAAGGCAAUGCAGAGUAACUUAUAUUUGUUAUUUUGAGUAGACAUAGUUUAUUGGCUAUUAUGUAGCUGCUCAAAGUAUUUUUGGAAACACUCAUUGCUGCUUUGAAAAAAAGUGUUCACUAUAGGUUUCCACUAUAGAAAAGCAAGCUUGUAAAGUCAUCUUUUCAUGUAUUCAUUUUCUGUUUUAUGUCCAUUCAAAUUAGUAAAGUUGCCAACAAAAAAGAAAUCAUUGAAUAUCAGUUACUUUAUUGGUUACUAUCAUCAUCACUAUUGCCAGAUGUCAAUGUAGAACAUCAAGGCAGUUACUAGCAGUAGUCUUCCUGGAGUACAAGAAUAACACUGAAAACUUUUUCCACCAUCAAGUCUUUAUUGCAAGUAAAUAAAAGCUAAGAUCAAGCAUAAA